This is a messenger RNA of Pristis pectinata (smalltooth sawfish), 3919 nucleotides long. It is a transcript of the gene slc2a8, whose product is annotated as solute carrier family 2 member 8. The coding region runs from base 137 to 1621 and encodes 494 amino acids. Lineage: Eukaryota; Metazoa; Chordata; Chondrichthyes; Rhinopristiformes; Pristidae. Gene Ontology annotation, biological process: transmembrane transport. Gene Ontology annotation, molecular function: transmembrane transporter activity. The record is from RefSeq and is a predicted model, not a curated record. Gene Ontology annotation, cellular component: membrane. The transcript is spliced from 10 exons.
CGGGGAAACGGAGAGGGUCACGUGCGCGGCCGAGGCCCCGCCCCGGGGAGCGGGAGGGGCGGCGACUGUCACGUGAGGAUCAGCGGAGCCGGGGUCACGUGAGGAUCAGCCCCCCUAACAACCAUCCGGAGCCGCGAUGGCCGCCGAGGAGCGGGCCCCACUGCUGGAGGCCGCCGCCCGCCGUAGCGGCCGGGAGCAGCCGCACCUCGGUAAAAUAAGGAAUGGGAAUCUAUACCUGGCCACGUUUGCUGCUGUGUUGGGCCCCCUCAGUUUUGGAUUUGUCCUUGGUUAUAGUUCUCCUGCCAUUCCAGAACUGGAGUCUAAUGUAAACCCAAAUCUGAAACUUGAUUCCACUCAGGCUUCCUGGUUUGGGUCCUUAGUUACCAUAGGAGCAGCCGUGGGUGGCAUAGUAGGAGGAUGGCUCGUUGAUAAAUUUGGCAGAAAGCGAAGUCUGAUGAUGUGUGGUCUUCCAUAUAUUACUGGGUUUACAGUCAUUGUUGGAGCGCAGAAAAUCUGGAUGCUUUACACUGGCAGAAUCAUGACUGGGUUAGCCAGUGGAAUAACAUCACUUAUUGUGCCAGUUUACAUUUCUGAAACAGCUCAUCCUAAAGUACGGGGGCUUUUGGGGUCCUGCGUUCAGCUGAUGGUAGUAACAGGAAUCAUGGGUGCAUACGUUGGAGGAAUGAUUUUGCCUUGGUACUGGCUCGCUGUGUUCUCCUCUGUUCCACCCACCAUCAUGGUAAUACUCAUGUGUUUCAUGCCUGAAACCCCAAGGUACCUACUGAGUAAGAACAAACGCUCUGAAGCACUAGCUGUUCUGGUGUGGCUUAGAGGACCUGAAGUAGAUUGUGAGCAGGAAUGCAGGCAGAUUGAAGAGAGCUGCAGUGCACAGAAUACCAAAUUUGUACUGUCCGAUCUAAAAGAUUCAACAGUCUACAAGCCUUUACUUAUUGGGAUAUUUCUGAUGCUAUUUCAGCAGUUAAGUGGGAUCAAUGCUGUUAUGUUUUAUGCUGAAACCAUCUUUGAGCGAGCAAAUUUUAAGCACAGCAGUGAAGGUUCGGUAAUAGUUGGUGUUGUUCAGGUGGUGUUCACUGCAAUAGCUGCUCUUAUCAUGGACAAAGCAGGGAGAAAAAUCCUCCUGGCAAUAUCAGCUGUGAUCAUGGCAAUCAGUACACUGGUCUUUGGAGUGUAUUUUAAAAUCUGGCAAGAAAACGUCAAUAAUUCUUCUCUUCACAAAGCUUACGCUCAGAAUUCAGUCUCUGUGGCAACAGAUGCUCCAACUUGGUUACCCCUUAUCUGUCUAGUUAUUUUUAUAGCAGGUUUUGCCAUUGGCUGUGGCCCAAUUCCAUGGCUGGUGAUGUCAGAGAUAUUUCCUGUGAGGGUGAGAGGCAUAGCAAGUGGAGCAUGUGUCCUAACAAACUGGAUAACUGCAUUUCUAGUAACCAAGGAAUUCAAUGAUCUUCUUGAGAACAUUACUCAGUACGGGACCUUCUGGCUCUUUUCUGGUUUCAGUUUCAUGAAUCUCCUCUUCACGAUACUCUUCGUACCUGAAACAAAGGGGAAAACCCUGGAACAAAUUGAGGCCCACUUUAAAGGAUCUACCUACAGACUGGCAAACUGAGUUACCUGUUUUUAAAGACACUCUAUAUUUGUGAUUGUUAUACACAGACCUCUUAGCGUAGUUAAACAAUACUAUGGCUAAGCCUUCAAAUAUACUGCAAACCCUAUUUUGUUUACUUUUAUUCAUCCACCAUUAUCAGUUGAUGGUUUUACAGGAAGUGUGGCAAAAACAUUGGGUCUAUGAGAUGGCACUCAGUAGCCAAGCUGCAUCAGCCUAAGAAGCUGAAGACUGGGCCCAAGUGACUGCUGUCAUUCCUGUGGUUAAUGUUUUGGAUAAAUUUUAAAUGACUUUUUACCUUAUUUGAAUGUGUUUGCGCAUCAAAGUGGUUGUAUAAGUGAUUUAGUGGAGAAAUGCUACUAACUUUGUUUACCUUGGGGUUAGUUUUAACUAGGCAAGUGUAAUUAACAAAUCGGGCACCCAUUUUACAUCUCUCAAUUUUAAUUUGCAUCCCACUGGGAGAGGUGAGACUGGCUUCCUGAUUUUUUUUUUCUCUCUGUUGCCCAUUGUCAAAAUGACCUCUUAUUUUCUUUAUCACUCUUUCUGUGCUUGCAAUGCUUUUUCUUAAAGAAAACCUCUAUAUUGAGGCCCAUAUUUAAACAGGGACUGUUUAUGCAAUCAAUUACUCUGACCAUUUUAAAGAAAAAUGUAUGGAGGUUUGUAAUAAGGGCACAUUAGUCAUUUCUACCUCUUUUAAGAGCUGGGCAUGAUUAGGGAAUUCCAAUUCCCCAACGAGAUCUGAGAAAUUGUGCAAUCAAAUCUGGAAUGGAGCAGUUAAAAAUAAGCUGCAGAGAAAAUUGCUCACCUGAAAAUCAAAACAAAACAUGCCAGAAAUCUGAAAUAAAAACGGAAAAUGUGGGAAACACUCAGCAGGUCAUUUGGCAUCUGUGGAAAGAGAAACUGUUAAUAUUGAAAGUCCAAGACCCUUUGUCAGAAUGUCCAACAUUUUCUGUUUUUAAAUUGCUUACUUGCCUUGGGUGCCAGAGCUGGACAGCUGAAAGCACAGAACUCUUAAAAGUGGAAGAUUUAUUAAGGGUUUUAUUUGCUCCUGACCAGUGGAUGGAAACAAACAAGAAAUAAUGAAGUUUCGCUGUUGUGCAGAAUAUUUGUGGGGCAUAAUUUUAAUCUUUGCCUUCCCAACUUGGUGUCUGUUGGGUACGUUGUUUUUAUACAAAAACUGAAAACAUACCAUGCAGAAAUUGGUAAACUUUAAUCAUGCUAUUUUAAGUGUUUAACUUGAUGGACAUGUACAUUCCUUGUUGCCUUGAUAUUUGUGCAUGUUUUAAACAGAUUAAAUAUUUUUAAUCUGUUGGUUUUAAAUAUUUUCAUUUAAAAUUUCUUAAGGAUCCAGGUUUAACACUACCUCAUUGAGAUUGUUUAAUCUGUGAAGCAUAACAUGUUUGCACUGUUUAUUGAUUAUGUUAAAUGUUCUGCUGAUACUAUGAUAAACUGAGUCAUUUAAAAGAAGCUAACAUAAUUGUAUGCCAAUCAGUAUUAUUGAGAACUUGAUGUUCCUGAUUAAAAUAGGGGGAAAAAAACCUGUUAAGAUAAAUGUUGUUUUGGAUUUUCUAUUUGCAAUGCUUUUAGUCCAGAGCACAGUGAUUUCUUUUUAUCCUUUUGACCAAGUAACCUUGCUGUCAACUACUAAUGCAGAAGGACUCGAGUGAACCAAUUUUUCAAGAGGGCCAGGUAUGGGUGCAAGGUUAGAGAGAGAGUAGAAAUCUCCCCUCCUUCCCAUGAGGAGAAUGGCAAUGCAAGUAGAUUUACAGAACACUAGUUACUGUAAUUUGCUGUCAGUUUUAGAGAUGCAUUGAUAGUUGUUAAGAAUAAAGCAUUGCUUUAUUUACCAUCACCUAUUUUAACUUUAAGAUCUCUUUAUUAGCCACAUGUACAUUGAAACACACAGUGAAAUGCAUCUUUGCAUUGGGUGCUCUGGGGGCAGCCCGCAAGUGUUGCCACACUUCUGGCGCCAACGUAGCAUGCCCACAACUUCCUAACCCGUACGUCUUUGGAACGUGGGAGGAAACCGGAGCACCCAGAGGAAACCCAUGCAGACACGGGGAGAAUGUACAAACUCCUUACAGCGGCUGGAAUUGAACGCAGGUCGCUGGCACUGUAAUAACGUUAUACUAACCGCUACACUACCACAACAUGUUCCAACUUAACUUGGAACUCGGGUCUUGUGCAAGUACCACAGCCCAAGAACAAAAUAUUGUUGUACCAAGGUCCUACCCCAAACAGGUUUUGUUUGUUUUGUAAUAUUAGGUUGUCAGUACAAUUGUCUUCUCAAAAAAAUUAAAC